Messenger RNA from Colias croceus (clouded yellow), 1443 nucleotides. RefSeq lists its product as uncharacterized. Bases 25 to 1443 code for a protein of 472 amino acids. The transcript is spliced from 2 exons. NCBI's taxonomy places the organism in Eukaryota, Metazoa, Arthropoda, Insecta, Lepidoptera, Pieridae. The record is from RefSeq and is a predicted model, not a curated record.
UAAAAAUUAUAAAACUAAACAACGAUGACUCAAAGACAACAUAAAAUCCUGGGUGCAAAAAAAGGUAAAAAAAAUAAAGAUGAAGAAAUCGCGCGGAAACCAAUCGUGUUCAGUUGUGUCGACACCGACAAAAUGGCAUCUGCAAGUUCGAAAGCUAAAAUGAAUUUGACGAGUAAAAAAGAAAAUUCCAGGGAGUUUAGCUCUUACUUUUAUGGGCAGAAGAAAAAUACGGAUCCCUUUUACAUAGCAACGUCUCACGAAGAGAAAAGGCCAUUGUCUAAAAAGAGUCGAGUUAUAUCAACGUACCCAACUUUAAUCCAGGGUCUUCGCUGGAGUCCAUCCGUUGAAAGUUAUGACGAGGAUUAUCAAGAAGAAGAACAAAAUGUUAUCUGCAGAAACUGUCAGAAGCAAGGUUACAAUACAGAUUGGAGAGAUAACAUGAAAACUUUCAGAGAUAAUAUAAGGAGAUUCGUUGACAGCAGCACGAUGACGCCUCGACUGAACGAUGCCUCGUGUGGCGCUUGCUCGCCUCAAUCACAGGCUUCGUAUACAUCCUCAGUUUCAAUAUCAUCAGAUAUCGCUACCAGAGAUGUAUCAAACACCCAGGUACGUUAUUCGCCCACUCGUAUCCUCAAGACACGGGAUUACGAAUCAAAUUUAAACUACAAAUAUUACGAGAGGAAAACUCCAUGUGUGAUACCAGAAACUGAUUAUUUAGAUGACUCUGAAGUACAAUCAUACAUAACACCGCCAAGCGUGAGACGAACUAAGCUACCUUUAUGUCGGAAGACUGCCAUACCAUCUGACCAGUGUGAUAAUCCCAGAAAGAUCUUGUACAACGAGGGCAUUAGUGACAUAGUAGCUAAUAACUUUCCCAAUUACGGCGCUUAUGAAAAUCGCAUGCAAGAGCCAAUUAGACCGAAAAGGAAUUACAAUAAACCUUCUGUUUUCAGUAGGGGCAUUCCAUACGCGCAUCGGAAGCAAUCAAAAUAUCACUAUGAUUGUAAUGAACAAGAUUUUAAGUCAUAUCGCUGUGAUAUUGAAGACGAGGUGAAGCAUUUAGUGGCCAAGCCGAAGGUACUGAAGUACUGUCAAGCAAAGAAACCAAAUAAUGGAGAUGUUCCCAUAAGGAUGCCGAAGAAAGUGUUAAGCUCUGAACGGGAUAUAGAUUCAUAUAUUAAAAGAAGACAUCGUCUUACGGGACAGUUCUCAACAUGCUACGUGUUGAAGGAGGCAACAAGGGUUCCCAGUGGUUCGAUGUGCUGUGCGCUGGCAAUGGCACGUGCGCUGCACAUCCACUGCACCGCUGCAGUUGCUGACAACGGGCUUCCGGGCUGCUUGCAACCAAUCUACGGCGCCGGGAUGCCUGCGCGAACGAGAAUCGACGGUAGCCACUCACCGCUGCUGUCGAAGACUUUGUGUUUGUGGUGCUAUUGUUUAUAG